Candida tropicalis MYA-3404 is the source of this 399-nucleotide messenger RNA. RefSeq names its product low-affinity Cu transporter (gene CTR2). The transcript has a single exon. Bases 1 to 399 code for a protein of 132 amino acids. Gene Ontology annotation, biological process: copper ion transmembrane transport. The record is from RefSeq and is a predicted model, not a curated record. Gene Ontology annotation, molecular function: copper ion transmembrane transporter activity. NCBI's taxonomy places the organism in Eukaryota, Fungi, Ascomycota, Pichiomycetes, Serinales, Debaryomycetaceae. Gene Ontology annotation, cellular component: membrane.
AUGAUAUUCACUUGGGAUUGGAAAAAUUCAUGUAUUGUUUUCAAAUGGUGGCAUGUUAAAACACCAACUGGAUUUGUUGUCACUUUAAUUGCCAUUACUUUAUUAGGUGCAUUCUAUGAAUUAUUCAAAGCUUGGUUCAGUCGUUGGGAACGAAAUGAAUUGGCAACAUUGGCUGCUUCUAAUUCUCCAACUGCAGUACAAGAACGUAAAUUCAAAUUGAAAAGAGGAGUAUUCUAUGGUUUUCAAGUACUUUAUUCAUUUUGGUUGAUGUUGGUGUUUAUGACUUACAAUGGUUGGUACAUGUUGGCCAUAGCCGUGGGUGCGGGUUUAGGUAACUUUAUUUGGGGAAAUAGCGCAUCUGGUGAAGCAGGAUCAGCAAGAAAUAUGUCAUGUCAUUAG